GUAGAUAUUCUGAUUGCCGUUCACUCUGAUUGUUAUGUCGAAAAUUAACUUCUGUUGUGAUAAAGUUUUGUUUGUGUUAAAUGGUACAUCGUGCAAAACACAUAUGAGUGGCAGAAGAAUAUGUCAAGUUUGAAAAUUGCAUUGGAGCUGAGCAAAUUGUUGUAGCAUAGAAGCAUGUAUGUCAGCUAGCACUAGUUAGUUGUGCUUGUUGUCAUGUUGGAGACCAGAUCUAUAAGGGGAAUGCCUGAACACUCUUGGAAUAACUACGGAGCAAGAAUAUCUCCUCACCAAAUGGCUACACCAGUUAGACAUGGCAAAAGUAGCCAAGACGACAUUUGUUACGUGGUGGCGAAAUAUGAUUACGAACACCAAGGACCUCAAGAAUUAGAUCUCAAAAAGAACGAGCGCUACGUUCUCUUAGACGAUUCUAAACAUUGGUGGAAAGUACAAAAUUCGAGGGGACAAGCAGGAUAUGUACCAAGCAACUACGUAAAGAAAGAAAAGCCAUCGUUAUUUGACAGUAUAAAGAAAAAGGUGAAAAAGGGUUCCGGUUCGAAAACGCUUCCAUCAAACAAUUCACCUUCACGUACGGUAGAGUCCCCAAACAUGGCGCGGCGUCUACCGGCUGAUCCUUCUGAGGCGAUUGGCGUAGCUAUUGUCAAAUAUAACUAUCAGGCUCAACAACCUGACGAAUUGUCACUUGUCAAAGGUUCUAGAAUUCUUAUUUUAGAAAAGAGCAAUGAUGGGUGGUGGAGAGGUCAAAGUAGCAACAUAUCGGGAUGGUUCCCAUCGAACUAUACCCAAGAAGAAGGUGAUAUCGAUGAUACUGUCCAUACAUAUGCAAUGGCAGAAAAUGUCCUGGAUAUAGUUGUGGCUCUCUAUUCGUUUUCUUCGUCGAACGAACAAGAAUUAUCCUUUGAAAAAGGCGAUCGAUUGGAAAUUUUAGAUAGGCCUGCAAGUGAUCCAGAAUGGUACAAAGCUAGAAAUUCUCAAGCUCAAGUUGGUCUUGUUCCUAGAAAUUACCUUCAAGAACUGAAUGAUUAUUUGGACCGUCCCUUACAAGAGAGAAACAGACCCAGCACUAUGGAAACCUCCAUGGAAAGAUCUCAAGUUUCCAUGGUAGAAAAGCCGCACCUUAUUGAUAAACCAUGGUAUUAUGGUAAUAUCACGAGGUAUGUGUGUGAUAAUUUACUAAAUCAACACGGCCAUGACGGCGACUUUCUUAUUAGGGAUAGCGAAACAAAUAUGGGCGACUAUUCCGUAUCAUUGAAAGCGCCAGGUAGAAACAAACAUUUUCGCGUUCACGUAGAGGGCGCCUUGUAUUGCAUAGGACAACGAAAAUUCCAUACUUUGGACCAGCUGGUAGACCAUUACCAGAGGGCACCUAUCUAUACCAACAAACAAGGCGAGAAACUCUAUCUAGUACGUCCUCUUCCAAAAACAAAAUAACCGACAGUAAGUCCGUUCUCGUGAACUCCAAAAUAGAAUUAAAAAUAUGUGCUAUCCGUGUGAGUGUUGAUUUUAUUUUUUCAUUUUAGUCAUUUGGUUUUUUGGAGAUCAACUGGUCAUUAAAAGUGUGAUUACUUUUUAAAAAUAUGUUUAAAAAACUAUUAGCAAUGUGGAGUACUAUUUGGUAAUAAUUUUCAUUCUUUUUAAUGUAUUUUCAAAUCGAUAUCGACUGGUUCUGAAUUAUUAUCAAUAUUAAUUUUUGUAGGCAAAUAUCAACGCUUCUCUUGGGAACCCAUCAAUAACUUUCCCAACUUAUUUAGAGAAUCAGCUCUAAAUUGGAAUGUAACAUGAAAUGGAAGCUACAAAAACGAUUUCAAUUUCUGUAGGUAUAGUUGCUUAAACUUUCUAAAACAAAGCCACAUAACACUGUAUGCUUUCCCAGAGGAAUGAGAUUAGUAAGGUUACUUUAAUUACUCAAGAAGUCAUUAGUGAAAUACAAAAUGGACAUAUGUCAUAGGAAACUUUUUCUGAAAUUUUUUUUGGACGUCUGGAUUGACAGUUUGCUUUCAAAAAUGCUGACCCGUUUUUAAAAAUUUAUUUGAGAACUAUUUUUAAAGUCUGUCAAAUUUUAAUAAGACGAACGAUGAUAAUGCAUAGUCUAAAUCGAAGCUAAAGGCUAAACCAUUAAAUUUUUGCUGUUCACAUUUAGGUUUCGUCAAUUGUAACUUGUGGUAUUAGUGAUAACAUUUUUGUGGCUUAAUUAGGUGUUUCAUACUUAGUUCUGGUUUGUAACGUAUUCUGUCCUUUGGUUCUUUUAAGAUCUUUAUGAAUGGGAUUUUAUUUUCUAUCCAAGAUGGUCUUAAAAAGAAACUCAGCAUUUGACUGUAAAACAGGUUUUAUUUCCUGGACCAUAUACAAACGAAUAACUAAUAAUAUAUACAAACUGGUAGCAGAGACGGAACAUAACGAAUCUAGGACUUUAACACUAUCAAAAGGUCACAAAGGUUCGGGAUAUGCUCUAUGGACUUUCUUAGCAGGAACAGAAAAUACUUGUUGGGGGUGGAGAUAGGGCAAGUAAAAUAAACGAUACUUAUGCGAACGGCACUCAGGGUUUAUUUGGAAAGCUGGAUCGUAGAUAAGUUAAUGGCAGAAUGGGAUUGGAUUGGGGCAACUACAAAAAUGAAACACAAGGUACUUACAUGAAUCUCCUUGACAAAUGAACAAACAAAAACAACAAGAAGGACCUCUAGCUGUUUAAAAUGGACGCCGCUUCGAAGGAUCCUCCUGCUGGAUGAAGGAAAAAGGCUCUUCCUUCCUAAAAAAGAAACACAAAAGGGUUAGGAGACUUUUUUAAAAUUUGAAAUAAACAAAUUGGUUUAGAGAACAUUUAUUGUUGUCUCAACACAAACAGUUACAAAAUAUAGAUGGCACAAAAAAUACUAUAUUUUAAUUAAAACUUAAAAAUAGUUACAUAGAUUUAUACUAAAAUAAUAAAGAAGAAAAACUUGCAUGUCCUAUUCAUUUACAAAGUCUGUUUACAAGUGGGAGAUGCUACAAAACUUACAAAAAUGUUACUGGGCUAUAAACUGUGGCAGAAAUAAGUCAUUACAUAAAGAAAUAUCUUUUUAGAUGAAACUAUUCAUGAAGGUUAACCUUUUUCUAAAAACAAAACAAAACUCUCAAAUAUGAUUAGAUAAUUACUAGAUGUCAAAAAUAAUCUAAAUCUUAAACGGAGAACAAUUAAAAUGACAGCAUAGCCACACCCUAAGAUUUGCAAUAUUAAUUAUUACAAUUUCUUUUUUUUUCAAUUAUGAAAGCAAACUAUUAAUGUUUAUUCUUCCUUUAGAAGUUUAAAACAAAGAAGUUGUCUUGAUUUCACUAAAAUGCACUUUUACUGUACAUUUCUGAGGUGUUGGGCACUGGAAUUUUACUGGAGAUUUACUGCUACGCAAAAGACUGCAUCUCACACUGCGAAAAGUAUUUUAAAACGACUGCUUAGGAUGUUGAAGUUUUAGGUUGAAAUUAGCGGCACCAGACACAGACCUCGGCUUCUCUCAAAACUGGAAAAUAAAACAUGAAUCUUUCAAAAUUGCUGCAGGCGACAUAAAUAGUGAUCACUCUUUCUAAACUGACAUAUGACAUAGAGUAUAAUUCCACUAUUUUCUACAAAUUUGCCGGUUUUUGACCGACCACUAAAUACGUCUACCCCUUUGACCAAAUCUUCCAAACUGAAACUUGAAUUCUCUCGACCUUCGAUAUCGGCCGGGGCUACCAGUUUUGCGUCUCACCUUUUCACCGUCUCUUGCAAUCAAACAACCCAAACUUCUGGUUAAACAUAUCGCAAAACGACCUUGAAUUAAACAGCUUUUUAAAAUCGUAAAACUAAAACGUAUACAAAUAAAUAAAACCAUAUAUUCGUUAUGGUUAAUAACUGGAAUUUGGAAUUAUUUUCUUUUACCUCACAAUGUAAACAGAAAAUUGGGGAAUAUUUAAUACUUGGCCCAGGGACGUACUACAAAAUUUUUGUUAUUUGAAUAUAAGAUAGUUUUAAGGAAUUUUCUGCAUGCUAUAAACGUUAUAGACAGAAAACAGUAAGUUCGUUAUUAGUCAGUCGCAGUGCAAAUAAUCAGCUCAGCCCACUCUAAACAUGUACAACUUCGACUACCAAAACACGAGUCUAUCUACUUUUAGUAAGAAUUUUUAAAUUUUUUUUCUACCACUAGAGUAGUGGGAGAGAUUAUUAAAUGUUUGGUGAUAUUAGGAUCGUGCUUCUAUUUCUUACUUCAAAUCUAUUUCUAUAACGAUUCGUAACUACAGUCUUUUAUCAGCUUUCUUCUAUACCAUUACACUGAAAACUUUACUCCCUAAUCUUUUUUCUAGUCGAAUAUUUGUCGUAACUUUAAUUCUGUUAACAUUUAUGUUUCGGAUAAUCUUUCUAUAUACUAGAGUUGUUGAUUAACGCGGGAGAUCCAGGUUCGGUACCCGAGGUUCACAGAAAAACUAAGUCUGAAUAAAAUGAGUAAUUUGGGUGAAACCAGUGGUAAUAAAUGGCGUUUGAAGCGAAAUAAAGAGAGCCUAUUCUACUCGUAAUUUUAGUAUUUACAAUCUAAACCAUCAACAUUUUCCAAAAACUAUAAGUGUUUUAUUGACAUCGCUCAAAUUUUAAAGAUGGUCUCCACCGUUAGGAUUACUGAAUGAAUACUAUCAAAAGAAUUUGGAUCUGUUGAAAUACAUGUUUCUGAUGGUCGAGUCGAUCUUUCAGAGUUUGCAGGUUAUGUUUUAGUACAAUACUGGUUAAUAAUAAUGCAAAGAUUACAGAAUUUUUCCUCUAUUAUGUUUAUAGUACAAAUAUCUUUUAAUGACCAGUUUAUCAGAUAGUGACUAAUUGAUAACAAACCUAUGUAUAUCUGGUCAUAUUGAUUAUAUAUUUUGUUUGUUUUUUGUAUAUAUGAUUUUUUAAGUUAUUGAAUUUUUAGUGUUAGUUUUUUAAGGCACAACUAGUAUUCUUUUUAUAAAUCAAGGUGGCUAUCCUAUAGAAUAUAUUAUACUAAUAUUGAUAAUUUAAUUUUAGUACAAAAUUAUACCAAAUAUUUAAAAUUUAUCAAAGAUGAUUGAAGUUAUUGUUCUAACGUUUUAUAUAGAUAUUUCUUUGAUCAUGAAUCUUAAAUGCCGUGGUACCUAUAAUAAACCGUCUUUAAUAUUUGAUCCAAGAAACUAAUUUCGGUGGACGAAAUGCUGAAUUAUUUUUGUACAUAAGAGUUUUUUGUCAAUUGACUAGUCAGACAGAAGAAUACAAUGUUAUAGAAUAACCACCUUGUACUAUGUAUAAGGAGCAGUAUGUAUCGACAAUAUAAUCUCAACACUUGUAAUUAAAUGUUUUCAUAUAAAAAAUAUGAAAAUUUUUUUUCGUCUUUCAUUUGGUCUCGAAUGUGUUAUCAAAUAAUUGAAAAUGGUAGCUUGUUAUUUUUUAACUAUAAAAUGGCCACUAUUGCUUAGAUAAGACUGGUUUUGAUGUAAUAGGAUAGAGUUUUUCGACACAAAUUUUAAAACAAUCCCAAUAAUGGCCAAAAGGUGAAUGAGACAAUUUUUGAUACAGAUUGCUUCUGGUAAAGAAGAUAUACCAAGUGAUUUAUUGAAUACAGCUUUAUAACAGUCAAAUACUCAAUAUAGAAAAUAGUAUUGCCUGA
Molecule: messenger RNA, 5636 nt
Organism: Diabrotica balteata
Lineage: Eukaryota; Metazoa; Arthropoda; Insecta; Coleoptera; Chrysomelidae
Source: the annotation of a GenBank genome assembly